Messenger RNA from Lodderomyces theae, 3438 nucleotides. RefSeq names its product Ctf1p (gene CTF1). NCBI's taxonomy places the organism in Eukaryota, Fungi, Ascomycota, Pichiomycetes, Serinales, Debaryomycetaceae. The coding region runs from base 1 to 3438 and encodes 1145 amino acids. The record is from RefSeq and is a predicted model, not a curated record. Gene Ontology annotation, molecular function: DNA-binding transcription factor activity, RNA polymerase II-specific; zinc ion binding; DNA binding. The transcript has a single exon. Gene Ontology annotation, biological process: regulation of DNA-templated transcription; DNA-templated transcription.
AUGAGUAGUAAUAGCAGCACCACUAACAACAAUACAACACCUGCCACUGUUAAGCAGGAAACUAACAUUGACUACAACCUGACCAACAACAUUCAACAACAGGGACAACAACAUAGUCACCACCACCAGCACCAGCAGCAGCAGCAGCAGCAGCAGCAGCAGCAGCAGCAGUACAACGGAGCUCCAGCAACAUCAACAGCCACCUCCCCUGAAAACAACAACGAGUCGACUAAAGCAAACGUAAAAGACAAGCCAAAGGCAUUCACUAUCAAAUACAAACGUCCCAGAGGCUCUAGAGCCUGCACAGUUUGUCGAUCAAGAAAAGUACGUUGUGAUGCAGAAAUUCACAUACCUUGCACCAAUUGCAUAACAUUUGGAUGCGAUUGCGUAUUACCUGAAGUCAAGAAAAGAGGUAAUAAAGCUGGAGAAUCAAAACUGAAGAGACAAAAGAUUGCACAAAAUAGUACUGAAGCGGAACCUGUUGCCCAUCUAGACCCUGCCGCUACGUCCUUAAAGCAAGUGAAAUCGCAAAUCAAGCCUAAAACCAAAACUAAAGCCAAAGCAAAGAAAGUCGGCUCUUCAUCUACAGACGAUCAACCCACAUCAACACAACCUUCCGGAGUGCCCUCUUCAUCCACUGGUGCAGGAUCUACUUCUGUUCCUGGGGCCUCACCCUCUCAGCAAAUUCCAAUCAAACAAGAAGAAGCUGUUUCUCCUACAUCUACGGGUGUAUCGUUACAAAAUUCGCAACUUGACAGUAAGCAAGCCUCGACUAUAAAUCACAUUUCAUCCGUACAACAUGGAAGCUUUUCCAAAACUAAAACAUUGAAAGAGCCGGUCUUGAAUAUAUCACAAAUAAGUGUACCCCCUUCGUUAACAUCAGAUUACAAAAACAGACCCUCCAUGCAUAAGAAGGAAUUAACAACAUCGAGAGGAAAGCCAUCGCUAACUUAUAUUGGGUCUUCUUCGAUAGCAGUUUAUCCCCAUAAAUUUGGUGAGAACCAUGUGCAGUUGGCGGAGGACGUUUUCGAGUCGCCCGACAGUAGCUUGGAUGCAGUUGAGAUGGAAAUUUUGAAAUUAAGAGGUGCAUUCCUACUCCCAAGUAGAGAAUUGGCUUUAGAUUUGAUUGAAACUUUUUUUGAACACGUUCACCCCUUGUUGCCGGUUUUGAAUCGUACGUUAUUUAUGCAAAAGUUCAAUGAUCCAAAUGAUAGUCCCAGUUUGAUGGUAUUACACGGGGUAUUAUUGUGCGGAAGUAGAGUUUCCAAGAACCCCUUGAUUUUAGACUCAAAUGGAUCAACCAACCUUGCUAGUUUGACUUUUUUCAAGAGAGCAAAAGCCUUGUACGAAAUGAAUUAUGAGAGCGACCCUUUAUCAAUUAUUCAGACCUUGAUUUUGAUUGGUUCUUAUUGGGAUGGACCAGAAGAUGUGACUAAAAACUCAUUUUACUGGACAAGGGUUGCCGUUGCUCUUGCCCAAGGGUUUGGUUUCCAACGUGAUGUAACGAAAUUAUCAAGUCUUUCACUACUGGAGAAACGAUUAUGGAGACGAAUUUGGUGGUGCCUUUUUGAGAAAGACCGUAACGUUGCCAUUGCUUUUGGUAGACCAGUAACCAUUGAUUUAAAUGAUUGUGACGUUCCGAUGUUAACAAUGGAGGAUUUCGACGAAAAUGAUCCUGAGUUGGGUAUUGUUUCUCCUUACCAAGUUAAUGAAACACAUGCAUUGUAUUUUAUUCAUUUAAUCAAGUUGGCUGAAAUCACCGGAAUAAUCAUCAAACAUCAAUAUAGCGUCAGAUCGGAGUCUAUGAAGAGAAGAAACGCAUUUUCGGUUAUUGAACAUUGUGAUAUGUUGAUGGGCAUUUGGUUUACAAACUUGCCACGACAAUUGGUUUUUUCGUUGGGUGAUCCAUCGUCACAGAAUUUCUAUGCGUGUUUACUAAAUGCACAGUACUAUAAUCGAUUGUUUUUGAUCCAUCGUUCCAACUUGAUGAGAAUGGCAAGAUCGUCGUCAACAAACCCAAACAAUUACAAGUAUCCAAGUUGGGGUAUUAGUUUCCAAUCAGCACGAAUGAUCUCCAUUAUUUCGAAAAUCUUGAUGGAUAGAGAUCAACUAAAGUAUGUGCCAACGAUGUACGUCUAUAUUGCAUUCAGCGCGUUGAUUAUGUUGAUAUAUCACAUUGAUUCCACAAACACAGUGAUUGCUUCUACUGCAAGUGAGUCCUUAUUGGUGUCAAGGGCAGUUGUGCAGAAAUUGGGUGAUUACUACCCUGUAGUCAGGGUGUUGAUCAAUUUGUUUGACAAGUAUGCCAAUGAUAAGAUUAAACGCGCAAGUGUCAUUGAAAGUGGGAUGAUGAUUAAUGAGUUGACUGAGAAACGAGCUAAUGAAUCGGGCGGUUCAAUGCAAUACAGUACUCUGCCUCAGCAACAACUGCAACUGCAACUGCAACUGCAACUGCCGCAACAACAACAACAACAACUGCAAGCACGUCAAUCGCCACAGGUGCAUGCACGACAAUCACCACAGCUGCCAGCGCGUCAAUCAUUACUGCAGCCAUUGCCACCUCCACCAAACCAGCCUAUCCAACAACCAAAACCCAUUUCACAUCCACAAGCUCCUUUCCAACAACACGAUUCACCUAAUUCGUCCAAAUUGUCUCCUUCAUCAGUCGCCUCCGGUGUUUCACCUGGUGGCAAUGGUUACCAGGACUAUCAAACACAACAACUGCAAGCUCGUGCUCCUAUUUCUCAACAACGUUCAUCAUUGAAUACACAACAUAAGCAGCCACAGAAACAACUGCAACAACUGCAGCACCGUAACCCAAAUGCACCUGCACCUUCACAAACCCCUGUUAUUGAACAAUUGAUCCAACAGUACAAAGUACCCAUGAAACAAGCCAACGGUGCUGAAUCAAGUGACAAAACUGCUAGUGAGACAUCACCAUCUUCAUCAACGCACUCAUUCCCUGAUAUCAGUCUAGUUACUGAAAACAUUCCCAAUAAGCAAAACUUUUUUGAAAAUUUCGAUCCAACGCAAUUGUUCCCCACGUUUAGCGCUGCGCCAUCUGCGGUCCAUUCUCCAAGUAAUGACGAGGACAUGGGUAGUAAUAUCUAUGAUGCGCAAGCACCAAGACAAGCACCAAGAGAGGCACCAAGAGAGGCACCAGCUGAAAAACAGCAACCACAGCAUCAACAAGAUGUGCAGGGAAAUAGUGCCGGUGAUGUGAAUAACAUGCCUCCACCGACCUCACAUUUGAGCGGCAAUUUCGCUGAGGGGGGCCAACAAGGACUGGGUGGACUACCGGGUGGACCACAAUUGCAAAACCCACCUACACCUGGAUUUCAAACCAAUUUCAUGGAUUCAUCAUUUAUUAAUAUGAAUUUACAAUCGGGGUUUGAUCCAAAUGAUGAAAUCAACGCUUUAUUUAACUUCAUACCUUGA